AGUCAUGGAGUUUCACGCCACCCAUGUGUGUCUGCUUCUUGUCGUGACGCUGUCGGGGGGAGUCGCGUCGGCUCCCGACGGGGUGCUCAACCUUUUCCGGACAAAUGUGAAGGAGCUACAACAUGUCCCGAUGAAGUACGACUCCAGCGACGCCGUGCCCAAAUGGCUGGAAGGAACCCUGGUUCGGAAUGCCCCCGCUAUGUUUGAACUUGGUGGUCGUUCGGUCGUCCAUGUUUUUGAUGGUUUUGCCAAGAUGCACAGCAUAGCCAUCGGUCAACAAGGCCUGAACUUCUCCUCCGCCUUCCUAGAAUCCAGUUCCUACACUAGAUCUAAGAAGGCCGGUCGGUACGCCCCGUCGCUCACUUUCCUGGGGGUAGACCCUGCGUUCAGCGAAAUGGAGAAGGUGGAAGCCCUGUUCUACCCCUUCGACAACACCGACGUCAACGUGUGGAAGUUCGGGCACGGAGAAGACAGCGUCUACGCCGGGCUGACUGACGAAUGGGUGUACGCUGAGUUUGACCUGGACACUCUUGCCUCCACAGGAGUUUCUAUACCUCCGAUUAACGGGGUAAAUUUUCUGUCACACUUUGUCCAAUCCUGCGCCCAUCCUAUUGUAGAACCCGGUACAAAUAACAGCAUUAACUACGUAUUGCAGCCUGGCAUGCUACCGGGUGAGAAACAACAGUACUUUGUAGUCAGAAUGAAGGAUCUCACUUCUUUUGAGAUCAUGGCCAACUUCCAGACGGACAAGUCGACUUACAUGCAUAGCUUUGGUUUAACGAAGAAUUAUGUUAUAUUUUUUGCCCACCCUGCAAUUGUUAGCGUUGAGAAAAUGGUGACCACAGUCGAGGUGGCCGAAUCAAUGCAGUGGUUUCCUGAUGAAAAAACUAACAUAGUGGUGGCCAACAUCAAAACUGGGAAGGUAGAAUAUCUCCAACAUGACGCCAUUUUUGUUACCCAUCAUGCAAACGCUUACGAAACGGACGACGGGAAGCUUGUAGUUGACCUCUGUGCUUCAGAGAUGGGCAUUUCUAUCUUGACACAAUACCAGAUCCCCGAGUUACGGAAUCUAUCCAGUCUCCACAAAAGUGUGGCCGCAAGUAGAUUUUAUCGAUACACCAUAGAUCUAGCGAAUAAGUCGGUAGAGACCAAAGCUUUCCGCAGCAUGGACCCUAUGGAGGAUUUCAUGCACCAAAUUGAAGUUCCGAUCAUCAACGAAAAUUACCGAGCCAGGCAAUAUUGUUACGUGUAUGGGGUCCCGCUUGACUUUAAUCCGUCUAACCCUGUCAAUGGUUCUCUGUCCUUGGUAAAAAAGAAUAUUUGCACCCCCGGGAAAGAUCAAAUUUGGUAUCACCCGAAUCACUACGCCAGUGAGCCUAGUUUUGUUCCCAACCCGGACGGUACCGAAGAAGAUGACGGUGUUAUUCUGUCGUCUGUUUUCGACGCCAUGCUUGAGAAGAACUAUCUUCUCAUCCUUGAUGCGAAAACUAUGAAGAAAAUUAACACCGCCUACAUGCCAACUUACAUUCCGUUUGGCUUUCAUGGCAAGUUCUUCUCCAAACAUUAGGGACUACUUGUAAAAUAUGACAUUAAAAUUGUUCCACAGCCAGUACUGAAAAAAUCCAACCCAGCUCGUUGCAAAUAGCAAUAAGAACUUCACAGGAAUGGCACCAUUUUCCCGCCCGAAAAUACAUAUACAAUAAAAACAAAAGAACGUGCAUCAUCUACAGCUCAAUAGCAAAACAUAUACCGAGUCCCAAAAGAAUCCGUCC
Molecule: messenger RNA, 1772 nt
Organism: Branchiostoma belcheri (Belcher's lancelet)
Lineage: Eukaryota; Metazoa; Chordata; Leptocardii; Amphioxiformes; Branchiostomatidae
Product: carotenoid isomerooxygenase-like
Exons: 3
Coding region: 5-1567 (520 amino acids)
Biological process (GO): carotene catabolic process; retinal metabolic process
Molecular function (GO): carotenoid dioxygenase activity; beta-carotene 15,15'-dioxygenase activity
Source: RefSeq, a predicted model, not a curated record